GAAGCAGACGAGCACUGUUCCGGACAGUGCCGAAGAAGACGGGCUCCGCUCCGGGAAGAGCCGAAGCAGACGAGCCCCACUCCGGGGAGAGCCGAAGACGGCGUAGGGCGUCCAGCGGAGCCUGUGAGAGGAGACGCGACGCGGGCGCUUGGGGGUUCCGAUCGUGACGGGGUUGUGGAGGUGCCGGCCGGUAGGCCGGGUAGGGAAGAUGGCGAUAUCGAGGGGACUGUGGUGCUGUCAGCGCACAUUGGCCUGGAUUCCGGUGCUUAUCAUCACCUUGGUGGUGCUAUGGUCUUACUACGCCUAUGUGUUCGAGCUGUGUGUGUUUACAGUCCAGAAUGGGUUUGAGAAAGCUGCAUAUCUUGUGGUAUUUCACUUAUUUUUUGUGAUGUUUGUAUGGACCUAUUGCAAAGCUAUUUUCACAGAACCAGCUGAACCCUCCCGAAAGUUCCAAUUGAACAGAGCUGAUAAAGAAAGGUACGAGCGAGAAGAAAGACCUGAAGUACAAAAGCAAAUUCUCUUGGAUGCUGCUAAAAAGUUGCCAGUGUACACCAGGACUGCAGCUGGAGCCAUCCGAUACUGUGACCGAUGUCAACUGAUUAAGCCUGACCGCUGCCAUCACUGUUCCAUCUGUGAUACAUGUGUGUUAAAAAUGGAUCAUCAUUGUCCGUGGGUGAAUAACUGUAUUGGAUUUUCAAACUACAAAUUUUUUCUUCUUUUUUUGGGAUAUUCCAUGCUGUAUUGCUUGUUCGUUGCUACCACUGUUCUGCAAUACUUCAUCAUGUUUUGGACGGGUGGUCUGUCUGAUGGCCGUGCAAAAUUUCAUGUACUCUUUCUUCUCUUUGUGGCUGUCAUGUUCUUCCUCAGCCUCAUGUUCCUCCUCAGUUACCAUUGUUGGCUGGUCAGUUUGAACAGAUCUACAUUAGAGGCCUUUUCUGCACCAAUAUUUCAGCACGGAGCUGAUAAAAAUGGUUUUAAUCUGGGUGUGAGGAAAAAUUUAACACAAGUAUUUGGACCAAAAAAGAAGUACUGGCUGCUUCCUAUCUUUACCAGUGUGGGCGAUGGGCAUUCCUUCCCCAUGAAAUCGCAGUCAGAGAGUCACAAUCCAUUACUGUCCAAUGAGGAGCACUGGGAUGAGGGUGAAUCAGAUGUGGAAUAUUCAGCAACUGCAAGUGGCACUACCUCUGUGACUGUUGAAAUGGAGUCUUAGCUGACCUGUGAUGCUGUUUUAGCAUUCAUAGUUUCAGAUCACUCCCAGAUACUGCGGUAUUAUCUAAGUGUGAACAAAAGAACCAAAGAUCUUUGAGGGUCUUCAACAUAGAAAACGGAAAUGAAUAUUACCUACCUACACCAGGCAAUCUCCUGAAGAUCUUUCAACAGAUAAUGUACAUUCAUGCUUUGGUUCCCAACAACCACUUCCUUGCUGUGGGAGGGAAAUGCUGUAAAUUUACUUAUAACUGGGUAACCACAAAUAUGAACUUUUAUGUAAAUAAUGUGUGUUUUAAUGAGGUUCUAUCACAGAUACCUAAAACCAACCUUGGGUUUAAUUAAACAUUGACACACUGUAUUUAACUCAUUAGGGUGAAAUGCUAAACAAAAGUGUCCCUUGCAUUAAUAUUGCACAAGUACGGUACAAAUAUAAAAUUUUCAAAUUGCAUAAGAACUGCGUUGUCUGUUCAACCAUGUGUUUGAACGAAAAAGCAGUAGGUUGAUUGUUUACUAUGUUUAUAUGAAUUAAGUCAUUUCAAACCAGGUCAUUUUUUUAAAAGAAUGUUUUUUUUUCAUUUUUUUAAAAAUAUGUUUAGAAGAUUCUUAAACUUAGCUAGUUUUUUUUGAUAUGUUUGUAAUGUGAUGUACAUAUUUUUAAACUACCCUCAAAAUUAAAUACAAUAAAAUUACUCCAGUGAGGGACCAAAGAUCUGUAAAGCAGUAUCUGCUCUAAAGUUUGAGUCACUCUCUAAUCGAAGGAAAGUUACCUGUUAUUUACUGUGCUCGUGCCAAUGUUAAGCUUUACAGGACAGCAAAUAGUCUGGUUCUCAUUGUCAUUCCAUGAAGGUAUGAUUUUCUUUUACCUGGAACCUUAAUUUUGAGCAAAGGAACAGUGACCAAAAAUCUACAGUAAAAGAAGCAGUUCGUUAACUUUGUGGCAAAAUUCCACCCUAAAAUGCCAUCUUGCACUUUCUGUCUGUGCCAACUCCAAUUGGAAAAAUCAGUGUUUGCAGUUGAUACUUGUUUGUGGUUUAUUCCAUAAAGUACCCUUAAAUUCAGGGAAGAAAUUAACUGUUGAAAAAUCAGCAUGUAUAUCUCCCUAAAAACUGCAAGCCAUUAGAGCAGGAGAUUGGCUGUCUCCAAAUGCACAAAUUCACUAAACCACAGUGGUUAAUGAAUACUGUAAUAUCAUGAGAACUUUGUAACAUCUUUUCCAGGUUUCAAAUGAGUUGUGUUCUCAUCAUGUGGCUUUUGAAUUUCCUAAUUUUGAUGUGUGAAAGGUUUCUUAUCUUGGGUAAUCCUUCUGUUUCCAAAAUGCUGAGGUGAAUGCAGGACAAGCUGCUUGAACUAGAGGACAACAAGCCAUAGGCUUUCAUCAUCUCCAGCAACAUUAAGGAAUAACUGCUGCUAGGUUCAAGGAUAUUAAUCCAUAAAGAAAAACAAUUACUGUAGGCCUCAAUGUUUUUUAUUAAUGGAAUUCUGAAGUAUUAAAGUAUGACGUAGCUUCCAUCUUUGGCAUACAAACAAUUUGAAAAACAUUUUUUUUAUCAGUGGGUUUAGUGAAACCACUUUCCAGCAUUAAAAUGUUGCUCUUACAAGUAUGAUAAGCAUUAAAAGCAUCUGCCCAGCCAUCAUUUAUUGUGAGUUCAUUCAAACAACUUUUAAUAAUUUUCAUUUUAUAUUUGUCCAUGUUUUCUCUCAACCAACACCUAAACAGACAGUUUUGUCAUUUGUUUUAUUGUAUUUUGUGCAAUCCUGUUCUGUGCAAAUUGACUGUGCAUUUCUUAUAACAGGGACAGCACUUCAAGACCACUUCAUUGCCUGUAAAGAAUUUUGGGAUGUGCUGAAAUUAUGAAAGGCUCUGUAUGAAUGUAACUGUGAUCUUUAAUUAUCUUUUUUAAUGUCUGUUAUUGAUCAAACCAAAUUAAAGAAUUCAUUUUGGACUCUCAGGAGUGUAAUAGAAACAGAAUUCUGAACACCUUUUUAUAUUUGAAGGAAUGGUGUAAAACUGUCCUUCCUGUUGCUUGACAUAAACACACUUACUCUCUGACUGUAUGACGCGAAGCUAUCUAGGAACGUAAGGCAGUUGUAAUGAAAGGAAACUGGAUUUCAAAUAUGAAUCUGUCUAUAUUUAAAAAUAGCGACUGGAUAGUUUGCUGUCCAGUAUAACACAACUUUGGGAUUUUUCAGAUAAGGCUGCUGCUGCAGCUGUGCACACUUAUUUUUGUUAGAAUCUAUUGGAAGAAUUGUUCUGUUUUUAUUUUUGGUCACAUUGUGAAUAUUUAAAGACCUUUCUUGUCAUCAGCUAACUCCUUUAUGAUAAACCAAUCAGUGACUUAAUUGCAAAGUUUGACAUAGUUCAGUUGUAAAUAUCCAGUUUUUUUCUUAAGUAGAUGAAUGACAUAUGUAGAAAUUGAAACUGAUUUUCGCAAUAGUAUUUUUUCCAAAGUGCAGGUUUAGCAAAGUGGAAGCAAUUAUGAGGCUUUUCUGUUUGAUAAGCCUGAAAUUUUCUUUUUAUAAUGUGACACCUAUGCAAUGUAUACACAAUUUCUAGAACUGAGAAUUGAAAACUCUAAUCCCUGCUGUGUAAGGUGUUUUGAUAGAUGCACCAAGCCUUUGCAAGUUUGACUUUUAAUUUCAACGCUUAACUUAAACACAAGGCUAACAGAUGGACUCAAGUGUAUGUCAAUUUUUUAAAACGUGGUGUUACAAUGUAAAGACAGGCACAAGUCCUGUAAUACACUUUUCUGAAAACUGCACUGUAAUACAUGUACUACAGAAUAUUCCAGCAUGCAUUAUUAUCUGUUGCAUUGUAAGCACUUGUUCAUUUUUUUUAGUUAUAUAAUGACUAUCUCUGUUUUUGUUAGAGCAACCUUUUUUGUGACAUUCCCAAUUUAAUGUUAGUUUGAACAAAUUCACAGAGAAAAGUAGUUUUAGGACUGGAUUGUUAAAAAUAAUUUUAAUAUAACAGAAAACAUUCAUGCAGUCCUGAUUUCUCCCUCUUCUGUAGCAAAAAUAACUGGUGUACACACAAUAUCCUUGUACAGAAUUUCCCAAUUAAUAGAUUAAUCUGGUAACAAGCAGAAAGUAUUGCAUGGGUUUUCAUUGUUUUUAAUUCGCUUUAGCAAGUUUUGAAGGUGGAGGAAGAUAAUCAUAAAUUAUCCUGAUUUGCAUUUUGAGAUAGACAAUUUGGUCUUAAUAGAGCUGCACAUCUCAAUUUUGAACAAUUGUAUUUACAUACAUUGCAGUGCUUAUGUGCCAAUUUAUGUUUGGAUUUAUGGAAUAUUUGAUCUUUAUUGCGUUUAUCUUGACUUUCUACCUCCAUUUGAUUCAAAAGGAACAGCAAGUUAAAAGCAUGCUGUAAUAUGAGAACUAUUCAGACUUAGGAAAUGUUGUGUGGAGAAAUGCAAGGGAAAAUCAAUUUCCACUUACACACUUACAGUGAUGAUGGAAACCUUCCAUCCAUUUUUCCAAUGCUAAUAAAACAUUCAAUUAAAUAUUUUUAAAAUAUGUAUAUUUAAUACAAUUGUCUAAAAUAAGGCAAAAAGUAUUUGCAGGUUGAUGCAAUCUCUGUUUCAGUUGGUGAGCUGAUAUAACUCAGUGUGUCUUUGUUACUGGUUAAUUGUCUGGUAACUUCCAGAUAUUUUUACCAUAUACAGAGCUAUCAGGGACCAUCUCCUGCAAAUUAAACUAGAACAGAAUGAUGGAGGAACACAGCAGGCUAGGCAACAACAGAGGAGCAGGAAAGUUGACGUUUCACAUUGGGACCCUUCUUCAGAAAUGGGUCUAAUUUGUGUGCCUGUUUCUUAUUCAUUGGUUUCCAUGCUACUUGUAGAUAAGGAUAACUUGGUUGAGGCUGGAAUGUAUAUUUGGUCUGUGUAAGAGUAAUAAAAUUCUACCCUUUUAAUAAUUUGAUAUAUUGCUGUUAUUUUCUAUUUAUUUAUCUGCAGCAGUGAUAUCAGGAUCCUUCUUCAGAAAUGAGUCUAGUUUCUGUGGAAAGGUCCUGAGUCGAAACAUCACCACCUUUCCAGCUCCUCUCAUACUGCCUUGCAUGCUGUGUUCUUCCAGCUCCACACUGUUGCCUCUGACUCCAGCAUCUGCAGUUCUUGCUAUCUCUUGGAACAGAAUGAUGUCAUGCUGAGCAAGGUGGAGGCAUUAACUGUUACUAUAGAUACUUCUCUGAGUCUCUGUAUGAAGUGAAACAGAAGUGGGGACUUGGAAUACAACAGAUUAGAGAACCCGUAAAUUUGUGUGCCUGUUUCUUAUUCAUUGGUUUCCAUGCUAUUUUAUCGAUAAGGAUAACUUGGUUGAGGCUGGAAUGUAUAUUUGGUCUGUGGUAAGAGUAAUAAAAUUCUGCCUUUUUAAUAACUUGA
Stegostoma tigrinum is the source of this 5582-nucleotide messenger RNA. It is a transcript of the gene zdhhc15b, whose product is annotated as zinc finger DHHC-type palmitoyltransferase 15b. Gene Ontology annotation, biological process: peptidyl-L-cysteine S-palmitoylation; protein targeting to membrane; synaptic vesicle maturation. NCBI's taxonomy places the organism in Eukaryota, Metazoa, Chordata, Chondrichthyes, Orectolobiformes, Stegostomatidae. Gene Ontology annotation, cellular component: Golgi apparatus; endoplasmic reticulum. The transcript is spliced from 12 exons. The record is from RefSeq and is a predicted model, not a curated record. The coding region runs from base 209 to 1210 and encodes 333 amino acids. Gene Ontology annotation, molecular function: protein-cysteine S-palmitoyltransferase activity.